AUGAUGGUCAUGUUAAACAGCCAAGAACGGUACCAGGAAGAUUUUUCAAAACUCGGAGAAGAAGCUGGUCUCAAGAUCGUGGAAGUCUGGGACUUUGGGGACACUGGUCUUGUUGAGUUUGCUAUCAAGGAUGAAGACAUUGGUAUGAACGGACAUGCCAAGGUAUCGGUGAACGGGAACUGA
Messenger RNA from Marasmius oreades (fairy-ring Marasmius), 183 nucleotides. RefSeq lists its product as uncharacterized. The transcript has a single exon. Bases 1 to 183 code for a protein of 60 amino acids. NCBI's taxonomy places the organism in Eukaryota, Fungi, Basidiomycota, Agaricomycetes, Agaricales, Marasmiaceae. The record is from RefSeq and is a predicted model, not a curated record.